Molecule: messenger RNA, 2695 nt
Organism: Empidonax traillii (willow flycatcher)
Lineage: Eukaryota; Metazoa; Chordata; Aves; Passeriformes; Tyrannidae
Gene: MYLIP
Product: myosin regulatory light chain interacting protein
Exons: 7
Coding region: 58-1395 (445 amino acids)
Biological process (GO): ubiquitin-dependent protein catabolic process
Cellular component (GO): cytoskeleton
Molecular function (GO): ubiquitin-protein transferase activity; cytoskeletal protein binding
Source: RefSeq, a predicted model, not a curated record
CGGCAGCGGCCGCUUCUCCGGUGUCCGUGGCAGCGGCGGCGCUGGCUGUCCCCAACCAUGCUGUGCUAUGUGACCAGGCCGGACGCGGUGGUGAUGGAGGUGGAGGUGGAGGCGAAAGCCAACGGCGAGGACUGCCUCAACCAGGUUUGCAGAAGGUUGGGGAUUAUAGAAGUUGAUUAUUUUGGACUGCAGUUCACUGGCAGCAAAGGGGAGAAUCUAUGGCUGAAUUUGAGGAACAGGAUCUCCCAGCAGAUGGAUGGUUUAGCCCCUUAUCGAUUGAAAUUGAGAGUCAAGUUUUUUGUUGAGCCCCAUCUUAUCUUACAGGAACAGACAAGGCAUAUGUUUUUCUUGCAUAUAAAAGAAGAUCUGCUCUCUGGUAAUCUUCAGUGUUCUUCAGAGCAUGCAAUUGAACUUAGUGCCUUGUUGGCACAGAUGAAGUUUGGAGACUAUAACCAGAACACUGCCAAGUACAAUUAUGAAGAGUUGUGUGCAAAAGAGCUCACUACUACCAUUUUGGAGAGCAUUAUUGCAAAGCACAAAGAGCUAGAAGGUCUAAGUCAAGCAUCUGCUGAAUACCAGAUUCUACAGAUUGUUACUACACUGGAGAACUAUGGGGUAGAGUGGCACUCAGUGAGAGACAGUGAAGGGCAAAAACUGCUUAUUGGUGUUGGACCUGAAGGCAUAUCCAUCUGUAAAGAUGACCAAAGUCCGAUCAACAGGAUUGCUUAUCCUGUUGUUCAAAUGGCAACUCAGUCUGGGAAGAAUGUAUAUCUGACUGUUACCAAGGAGUCUGGUAAUAGUGUAGUUCUCUUGUUUAAGAUGAUCAGUACAAGGGCAGCAAGUGGGCUCUACAGAGCAAUUACGGAGACACAUGCAUUUUACAGGUGUGACACUGUCACCAGUGCUGUGAUGAUGCAGUAUAGUCGAGACUUAAAGGGUCACCUAGCAUCUCUGUUUCUAAAUGAAAACAUUAAUCUUGGCAAAAAGUACGUCUUUGACAUUAAAAGAACAUCAAAAGAAGUUUAUGAUCACGCGAGGCGAGCUCUUUAUAAUGCUGGUAUUGUGGAUCUUGUCUCAAGAAGUGACCAAACCCCACCAAGUUCCCCCCUUAAGUCGUCAGAAAGCAGCAUGAACUGUGACAACUGUGAGGGUCUCAGCUGCCAACAAACAAAAGCCCUGCAAGAGAAGCUGCGGAAGCUAAAGGAGUCCAUGCUUUGUAUGGUGUGUUGUGAGGAGGAAAUAAAUUCAACCUUUUGUCCCUGUGGCCACACAGUUUGCUGCAAGUCCUGUGCUUCCCAGUUACAGUCAUGUCCUGUUUGCAGAUCCCGUGUAGAGCAUGUCCAGCAUGUGUACUUGCCAACCCACACCAGUCUUCUCAAUCUGACUGUGAUAUGAUCUACAUAUACACUUUAAACCCAUCAUGUACUCUUUAAACUGCACUAAUACGAAAUGCAACCAUUGAUUGUGAAGAAGGCAAUCACUGGCACCUAUCCACGAUCAAAAGCAAAAAUACUGCAUUUUUUAACAUAAAUGUUCUUUGUUCAGCAUGUCCAAAAUAGUUUGGGACAUCUUCUGAGAGCAGAAGUGUAACUGAUUCAUGUUACUUAAAAGGAGAAUGAUAUGUAAGUUUGUAUCAUGGCAGUGUUGCCACGAAGCUAGGUAACCCUGGAGAAAUGUGGUGUACACAUACAGAUGUACUCAGUGAAAGCAAUGCAGCCUUUUCUUUUACACGCUCUAAAUCCUUUUUAGUACAGUCACACUGUUUAUUUUAAUAGUAAGACUAGCUUUUACAAAUACCAGUUUAGUAUGACUCAUAGCUUCAACUUUUAGUAAACUGCUUUAAAGGGGAGAACUUUUUUUAAAAGUCAGUUCUUAAACUGAAGUUAUAAGGCUUCCUCAAGUAGCUCUGUUUAACUCAGAAUUCUAUCAAAUAGAAAAGAAUUCUGAGAGAAUAGCUUUGGAAAGGUAGGACAAGUUUGUUAAUCUCCGAGUGUUGAGGGUGGAUCAGGAAGGUUUGUGGUUGGCAGCAUCCUGUGGGAGCGCUGUUGUGGGACUUCAUUCAUAGCUCUCAGUGCGCAGGCAGGGUACUCCCAGGUUUCCCACGUCCAAUUUGGCUGGUGGUCUCAGGAGCUUCAGUCAGCUGCCCUUCAAGUUGGCUUUAUUUUUGGAGACUGAUUUUAAACUAUUAAACUAUGUACCAUUAAUUUUUAAAAUAAGGGUUGUGUAUAAUUUUAAAUGCUUUCUUCAGUUAGCAUCUUUAUGGGAUAGGUAAUUUUCUGCUAAAAUGUUUUUAAUUUCCACCCCCCUACUUGGGCAUUUUGGGCUCUGGUUUCCUAGUGUCUUCUCCAGGGUACAGAGGGAACUGGAGACCAUGUUUGGGUGCAAUACUGGCUUAAUCAAAGCUAGAAAACUACACUGUCACUUUACUGAAAUUUUCUGACUAUACUUUUCAUAUUGCCUUAAUGUAGCAGUAAUGUGUGUUUAUGCAUCUGUUUCUUUGCACAGACAUUUUGUCAAAAUAUUAAAACUCUACUUUUUUAUGACACAUUAGCAUAUAAACCUUACUCUAAGAGGGUAUUUAUUUUUUCACUUUGUAAAGAAAAUUUUGUUUCCUCAUGAAGCAAGAGCUUUGUCCUAUAUCGUAGGCGGCUUCUGUCUUUUUAUAUUCAGAUUAAUAAAGGACUUUAAAAAUCUA